This is a messenger RNA of Eutrema salsugineum, 579 nucleotides long. RefSeq lists its product as uncharacterized. The transcript has a single exon. Bases 1 to 579 code for a protein of 192 amino acids. Lineage: Eukaryota; Viridiplantae; Streptophyta; Magnoliopsida; Brassicales; Brassicaceae. The record is from RefSeq and is a predicted model, not a curated record.
AUGGAUUUAGUGGAUCUGAGGUCUGAAGAGGGCCUGCAGCUCCAUGCGCAUCUCUCCACAAUCGCCCCUCCUACUUCUGAAGCUCCAGAUGACUUUUUCGAAUGGUCCGCCAAUGGCAUUUCAAGUGAGUUAUACUCUUCCUCUCGCACCUGGGAGGUUCUCAGGCCAAGAUCGGAUAAAAAAGAUUGGGCUGAUUUGGUUUGGUUCAAAGUAUCGGUCCUAAAGCACGCUUUCACGAUGUGGGUUGCAAACCUUAACAGACUGCCCACAAGAGUUCGUCUUGCCUCUUGUGGUCUUCAGGUUCCAUUGACUUGCUGUCUCUGUUCUACGCUAGAAGAAAACUGCGAUCACCUGCUGCGUACUUGUGACUAUAGUAUAAUCGUCUGGAAACUGGUUCUCGCGAGACUUAAGCCUCACCACCAGAUGUUCCAAUCUUGGAUUAGACAAUCCAAUGCGAGUGCCCCUGCAGUCUUUAGAAAGCUGGCAGCUCAGGCGAUUGUUUUCCAGCUAUGGAAACAGAGAAACAACAUUCUGCAUAACAGUGAGGUGCGAAACACGAUCUCUGCAAAAAAGACAUAG